ACCAAGUUUUACAUUGAAAGUUUUACUGUUAACACUUCUGAGUUUCUUAGUUCUUACCUAGCAGCAGCAUGGGCAGUGUCAAAUCCUCCUAAAAAAAUAUUCAAAAAUUAAAAAUAAUCCCCCACAAAUUAAAAAAAAAAAAACGAUUAAAUGGUGGAUUUUGAUUCAUUUUUCUUACCCAAGUACACUUGUUUCCCACAAUCCCUACACAAAAAAAUAGACAGCCAAAGGACUCAAAUUCAGUACACAAUCAUAGUAUCCAAAGAGAGCAAUAGUACAUCAGUGUCACUGUAACCAAAUAUGGGAUUCCCAUCUCCCGUCCUUCGAUAAAACGUAACGCCCAGAUACUGCGAACUCCGGGACCUGGGCCCUCUCCGGCUCUUCUUCACUCGCUGCGGUAGCGCGAUCCUCGGCUCCGCGGAAGCAUAGUAAGUCGGCUCCAGCUCCAAUUGGGAAGCGGAAGAUAGUCCCAGCCACUGCUUUUUAGAAGCCGAAGACGAAGACGAAGAUUCAUAUAACAGAUUUUAGAGCGUUAAUUAUGUCAUACAUAUAUCAUGUAUGGACACUGAGCAAACAAAUUAACCAUACGAAAAUAUUUAUUCUAAAAGAACCAAAUAUAUAUACCUAGAUUCUUAGUAUGUCCGCCAUAGAAUCCAGCCGCAUCGAUCUCUCGAAUUUCCUGUGCAGCUGGUACAGCAACAGAAACCAACAGAGAAGAAGGGAGAGAGAGCAACAGAAACCAACAGAGAAGAUGGGAGAGAGAGCAAACGAAACCAAAACCACAGAACCCAAAACAAACGAAGUCAAAUUAGAGGAAAAGAACGGGUAGAUGCCAGAAGACGCUGCGAUGGCCGACAGCUGGAGAGGAAGGGCAAAAACGCAAGCGGUGCCGACUGCAGAGGAAGGAAGCGGUGGAGAGGAAGCAAAGAAACGGUGAGAAAAGAAAAGAUGCGUGUGGAUGAAGGGGUGUACAAGUAUCCAGACUUGGACUUAUUUGACUCCUCUCUCUCUCUCUCUACAGUAGUUGUUUGUUCGUACACUCUUAAACCUCCGAGUUCUCUUCUCAAUCUUCCCAAAUCCCUACAAUCUUCAAUCUCAAUGUCGGCAAAGCGCUCGCGGAGUGGCGGCUCGUCGAGCUUCGACGACGCCGGAGUGUCCAACCACCACCUCCUGCCGCCGAAGCAGCCGGCCGAGGGCUCCGAUCCCCGGCGCCACGUCCGUGCGGGUUUUGGUAAUGGCGCGAAGGCUUUGAAGCCGUCGCCGGAGGCUGAGAAAUCUCCGCCGUCGGUUUUGAGGAUGUCGUCGCCGGAGACUGCGCGGAUGGGACGCGCGGCGCAGGUUGACGAGUUCCUUGAGCAGUGCUUCUUUUGUCACCGGAAGCUACCUCACAACGAGGACGUGUUCAUGUACGGACCCUUUCGUGCCUUUUGCUCACCCGAAUGCCGUGACCAGCAAUUCAACAUGGAGAACGUAAAAGACCAACCAAAGCAAGCACGUCUUCAAUCGACUAAAACCCUGUACAGCAUGACAAACAAUGUGAAUGGGCGAAGAAACUAGCUAGGCGCUACCCAGGCGGCGCAUGGCAGUCAUGUUUUUUGAGAUUGGCACGAGCUUCCGGUUAGCAAUGGUUUUACAUUUAGUCUGUCACAUUCUGCUUCUCUUUAGGUAGUGUAAAGAUUUACUAGUUUCUUUUAGGGAUCAUCACAGAUGAAAGCACUAGGUUUUUAUUUCGAAGGAUUACAAUUUAGAAUCGUUGGAUAUAUUUCGACGCUUUGUUUUCGUGGUUACCGUGGAGCUGAAACAUACUGUAGCUUAACUGGAGCUUUGCCCAAAUAGAUGAUCAUUGAGUAUAUUGUGCUACUAACUUA
Molecule: messenger RNA, 1868 nt
Organism: Malus domestica (apple)
Lineage: Eukaryota; Viridiplantae; Streptophyta; Magnoliopsida; Rosales; Rosaceae
Product: FCS-Like Zinc finger 16-like
Source: RefSeq, a predicted model, not a curated record